Messenger RNA from Neurospora tetrasperma FGSC 2508, 393 nucleotides. RefSeq lists its product as uncharacterized. Gene Ontology annotation, molecular function: calcium ion binding. The coding region runs from base 1 to 393 and encodes 130 amino acids. The record is from RefSeq and is a predicted model, not a curated record. The transcript has 3 exons. Lineage: Eukaryota; Fungi; Ascomycota; Sordariomycetes; Sordariales; Sordariaceae.
AUGAACCCCUCUGCUUGGUAUUGGUAUAAGGUCAGCAUUCCCUCGCUGCCCCUCGGUUUCUUGAGUUUCAGCUUCAUCCCCAUAUCUGCUUUUGGUUUCACGCAUCAUUGCCGCGCCUACCUGCUGACCGGACCAAGCAAAUCUCAUUUCUCGGAUACAAUGGCAUCCCAAGACGACCUCCGUAAUGCCUUCCAAUCAGGUGAUCGCGACGGCGAUAACACCCUCUCGGUCCGCGAGGCUGUAACGGCUGUUCAGGCACUUGGUGGACGGACGCUGGAUGCUAAGCAACUCGAGAGGGCGUGCAAUGAUUGUGGGGUGGAUACGGGGAGGGAGAUGGAUUUUGACGAGUUUGUGAGAGUUGUACGGAAGCUGGAGGGUGAAGGGGCAUUAUAA